AUGGCGGCCAGUCGCCGCAUCAGGGCCGUAAUGCACGGCGCCCAGCGACAAAUGGCUGCCUGCAUCGCUCGGUCCUACAGGACGGUGUCGUAUGCGGCGGUCACGGCCCUCGCGGGCAUGAUCCUGCUGGAGUUCCUAGCCGAAAUGUACGCUGACGUAUAUCGGCGUACAAAGGAACUCCGGCACAAUGGGAGACUUGCCCAGCAAGAACCGGGGGCCGUGAUAAAUAUAAAGAGGCAAGCCCGGAUGAGGGCAAUCAACAGUUGGAUAAACCAACUAAAUGAUCCCAAUAUUCCGGGCCGCCGGACCACCGAGGCCAUCCGGCCCUGCCUUCCAGAAUGGAUGGACAGGGUCCGAGGAGGGCUGACUUAUCGCCUCACGGUGGUGCUCUCCGGACAUGGUUGCUUCGGAAAGUAUCUGUGUUGCAUAGGAAAGAAGCAUACGACACAAUGCCACCACUGUGCGGCUGACCGGGACUCGGCGCAACAUACCCUGGAGGAAUGCCCAGCAUGGGCUAAAGAGCGCCGAGCCCUGGUUACAGUGGUAGGGCGGGACCUCUCCCUUCCAGCAUUGGUGAAAAUUAUGCUGGAGGAAGAGGAGAAAUGGAGAGCGGUCCUCUCCUUCUGCGAGCAAGUCAUGCUGCAAAAGGAGGAGGCGGAAAGAGAAAAGAGAGGGAAAAACCCACUUCCCCUCUUCAACAGGGCGGGUGGAGCCGGAGCGCAGCAAAAGCGCCUUGCGGCCCACCUAAGAAGGCGAAGGGUUUAG
Messenger RNA from Linepithema humile (Argentine ant), 765 nucleotides. The record is from RefSeq and is a predicted model, not a curated record. Lineage: Eukaryota; Metazoa; Arthropoda; Insecta; Hymenoptera; Formicidae.